This is a messenger RNA of Nicotiana attenuata, 675 nucleotides long. RefSeq lists its product as uncharacterized. The record is from RefSeq and is a predicted model, not a curated record. NCBI's taxonomy places the organism in Eukaryota, Viridiplantae, Streptophyta, Magnoliopsida, Solanales, Solanaceae. The transcript has 2 exons. The coding region runs from base 1 to 675 and encodes 224 amino acids.
AUGACCACCAUCAUAUGCAUUUUAGUUGUUGCAGUUAAGAAAAGUUGGGGUCUUUAUCAAUUGGAUGUGAACAAUGCGUUCUUACAUGGUGAUUUAAACGAAGGAGUCUAUAUGAAAUUCCCAGUUGGCUUUACACCACCCUCUCCUAACCAUGUUUAUUCAUCUAUCUCUAUUGUGGCAGUCUAUGUCGACUAUAUAUUACUAACAGGGAAUGAUACAAAGGAAUUGACUGCAUUGAAAGAAUUUUUACAUGAGGAGUUCAGAAUCAAGGAUCUUGGGCACUUACAUUAUUUUUUGGGAAUGGAAGUUCUACGAGAGUCUCAUGGUUUGAUUUUGUCUCAGCGGAAGUUCAUCCUUGAUUUACUGCAGGAAUUUGAUUCUCUCUACAAGUCGCAUGUUUCUUGCUCUCUUGACCCAUGUGCUCGCUUACUUGCUCAGACUGGUGACUCUAUCCCUGACCCCACCUUGUAUCGCCAUUUGUUGGGCAAGCUAAAUUACUUGACACAUACAAGACCGAAUUUAUCCUACACUGUACAACACCUUAGCCAGUACAUGCAGGAUCCUAGACAGCCCCAUCUCAAUGCUGCACUUUGUGUCCUCCGCUAUUUAUUGAAGGAUCCUGGACUUGGGCUCUUUAUGUCUUCCUCACCUCCAUACCAGCUCCUUGCCUUUUGA